Molecule: messenger RNA, 2274 nt
Organism: Owenia fusiformis
Lineage: Eukaryota; Metazoa; Annelida; Polychaeta; Sabellida; Oweniidae
Source: the annotation of a GenBank genome assembly
AUUUUAAUACACACAUAAAUAGAAUAUUCUGUUCAGUGAACCUGGUAGUGUGCACUAUGUGUGACAUGGUGUGGCUUUUGAUUGAUAUGUUUCAUCCGACCUUCAUUCGUGUCCACUUGUUCAUUGGGUUAAUACUGUCACACUAGCGAAUUGGCUUCAAGUACAAGAGUGGAUAGUAGAACUGCACGAUAUUGGCCGGAUUCUUGCGGUAUAGCAAGUUAUUUGCGGUAUUCUUCAGUAGUGUAGUUUUACCGAGUAAAUCCUUCUUAUAGAUUCACUGGAGAAAACUCAUAUCUAACAUUUAAGCGUAUUCCUUGAUAAACACUUCGUAAAUAAUAGAAGCCAAAGUUUCAAUUGCAGAGAUUUGGAUGUCUUGUAAUAUAUAUACUACAGAGCACUAUCUAGUACUAGCAGCACUGCAAGACUCUAAUUAAUGAAUCGGUCUACUUCCAUGCUGUAGUCUGCGGAUAUUCCUCACGCUGAACAGGGCUAAUAGAGUGUCUGUCUAGAUCUCACACGUGUGUCAUCGAGUAACUAGAAAAGCCAGGACAUUUCCGACCACGAGGAGUCAUUGCAGGAUUGGAUGUUCUCUUGUAACUUGCUGAACUAGGCAGUGCCAUAGCCAAGAUGGAAUUCGAUCAAUUGUUGAAGCAGUAUCUCGGAGAAAUCGGAUUGUAUCAAAUUUUGGUCGUAGCCCUGCUGUCAAUCCUGGGUAUGACAGUUAGUUUUACAAACGUAAGCAUUGUCUUCAUUGCCGCCGUGCCGGAACACCAUUGUUACAUACAGGAACUCUGGCAAUCGACGUUAAACAUAUCGAUCGAUGACAUUCGUAAUAUUAGCAUUCCCCGAGACAGUGAGAAUGGAGGAUUCCAAAAGUGUAAGAUGUACGACAGGAAUUAUUCCGAUAUUACAUCCUCGAAAUUGAACUCUUGGAUGAGCGAGGUGAACGAGUCUAGUGUUAAGAUUGUACCAUGUAAGGAAUGGUACUACGACCAAUCGCAGUACAUAUCCACUGUGGUUUCUCAGUUUGGCCUGGUGUGUGAUUAUGAAUGGAUGAUAUAUUUAACAAAUAUCAUGUUCAUGGCCGGCUAUCUCGUCGGUACACUGAUAUCAGGACAAAUAGCCGACAGAUUUGGGAGACGUUACACCAUCAUUGGGUGUUAUGCAUUGACUGUUGUGUUCUCUUUUGCGACUGCGUUUUCGCCCAACUUUACGAUAUUCACCAUCUUGAGGUUCUGUACGGCUGUCUUCAGCAUAAGCAGUUAUACCAUAGGAUUCGUAUUCAAUAUGGAGCUUGUUGGUCCGUCAUGGAGGAACACGAGCGGGUUGUCAAUGCAGUAUUCCUGGUCGAUGGGUUUUAUGGUGCUUGCUCUUGUAGCUUAUUAUAUAAGAGAUUGGUCCACGCUACAGUUGGUGUUGGUCAUACCACUUGCUCUGCAUUGCUUCCUCAUUUUUUUUCUUCCAGAAUCACCUCGGUGGUUAUACGCUAAAUGUAAAACCGAAAAUGCCGAUGCUGCUGUCAGAAAAAUUGCAAAGUGGAACAGGAAGGACAUCCCAAAGGCACUCAAUGUAAAUGUGGAGACAAACGCUGCCAACCACACAAUCAUUGAUUUAAUGCGGACACCAAGGAUGAGAAAGAGGGCACUUGCCAUGUUCUACGCCUGGUUUGUGUGUGCCUUUGUCUACUAUGGUCUAUCCCUCAAUUCAUCAUCGUGGGGAGGUGAUCCUUACGUCAAUUUCCUCAUAUCCGGGGCAAUUGAGGUCCCUGCCUAUGUGUUGGCCCAUAUUUGUUUCUGGAAGAUAGGGAGAAGAUACCCCAUCAGCUUUGCUUUCAUGUGUGGAGGAUUAGCUUUACUUUGUAUCUUGGUAAUUCCAAAACAUAUGACUCUGCUAAUCAUUGUUUUGUCAAUGACUGGAAAAUUCCUGAUAUCUGCUGGGUUUGGUAUGGUGUAUAACUACGCUGCCGAGGUAUUCCCCACUCAGGUCCGCAACCUUGGCGUUGGUACAUCUUCCACUUGUGCAAGGGUUGGGGGAAUGCUGGCCCCGUGUGUCAAUUUACUGGGUGCAUUUAGUUGGUUCGUACCCAGCCUAAUAUUUGGCGUAGCAUCGUUGAUUGGAGCAUUGGUUGUGUUACUGCUGCCAGAGUCACGUGGUAGGAACCUCCCAGAUACGAUGGAAGAGGCGGAAAACUUCAGUAAAUUUAAAAGAAAAUUUAACCCAGCUAUGGACGAUUCUACAUUAGCCGAACCUUUAAGUUCAGCAAAUGAUGUAUAG